AUGCCUGGCCACAGCACAGGGGCUCCUCAGAAGUCCCGCCACGACAAACAGCACAGGGGACACAGCACCAGGGCUGACGGCUACAAGCAGGGCCGCACCAUCUCUAGAGACAGCACCGCCAGCCAAGAGUCCUACAAGGACCCUCAUGCCGACCACAACACACGGGAACAGUACAAUGGCGACCACACCCGUCACUCUGAAGGCCAGCAAGGCCGCAGAGGAACACCCUCGACACGACACGUCAACGGGCGGGGGUCAGAGACACUGGGCUUCAUCCCUGGCUCAGCAGACUCUCCCCAGAGCACAAAUGCAUGUGGUUCCUGUGCCUCUAUGGGCUGGAGUGGCUGCAAGGCGCUCCUUUGCUGUGUCCUCACCUGUGGCUUCUGUGGCAGCCGGGAUCUCUGUCUGCCUGUCAACAACGAGAGCUCCACGGACCACCCCAGCAAGGCCGACCCUGAGCAGCCCCACCCCCCCAACGGCAUGUCCGUGUCCAAGCCCACCUGCGGCAUCCCUCUGGAGCCCAGCAUCAAGCUUUCCAAACAGCCCUCCAAGCUGCCUCCCAGUGACAGCUUCCGCUACAAGGACGUCCGCAUCGGUGGCCAGACGGUGGUCUAUCCCACCUCGUCGUCGGGCCCCAAACGGACGCGUACGGGCGGCAAGGGCGACAGCCAGCGUCCCGUCAGCAACACCAGCACCAUCUACUCCCGGGAGGACCUGGAUCUGGACGACCUGAGCGACAGCGGCACGGACAUUGACUCGCUCAUCACUAAGAAACUUCUAGAGCUCUACGCGCUGCACCAGAUCGACCAACUGGCCAAGUGCACGUCUGACUCGUCGUUCUCAAGGAAGACCAAUGAGAUCAGCGAGUUGAUCUGCAGUAUUGCUCAGGACUACAACCUGGAGCAGCGGGAGGCAGAGUGCAGGCUGGUGCAUGGCGUCAUCCGCAUCAGCACGCGCAAAGGCAAGAAGAACAAAAACUACAACUCCCAGGCCCAGGAGCCAGUGCACCAGCAGCCGCGAGCAAACGGGGGGAACGACCGAGGGACCCUCCUUCCUGACAGUGGCAAUGAAACAAUGACGUACACCUUUAACAGCAGUGAGAUGGAGCCUGAGGUGAAAGUGUCAGAGCUGACACAGUCGGACGAACUAGCCAGGAAGAUGAGGUACUACAGUGGAAGAACUGUCUCCUCCAGCUCAGCUACAGCCUACUCUCACUACCAGCAUGACACAGAGACUGACUCGUCAGGGGCCCCACUGCUGCACGUCCUCUGA
This is a messenger RNA of Salvelinus namaycush (lake trout), 1272 nucleotides long. Its product is annotated as keratinocyte differentiation factor 1-like. Gene Ontology annotation, cellular component: cell junction. Bases 1 to 1272 code for a protein of 423 amino acids. The record is from RefSeq and is a predicted model, not a curated record. NCBI's taxonomy places the organism in Eukaryota, Metazoa, Chordata, Actinopteri, Salmoniformes, Salmonidae. Gene Ontology annotation, biological process: regulation of epidermal cell division; keratinocyte development. The transcript is spliced from 3 exons.